CUCUCCCCUUCUGCCUCCUGGCUGCAUCUGUGCGCUGCCGGGAUGUAUAGAAUUGGCCUCUUCGGCCACGCGGGGACGCUCACGGGAGCUCCACCAAGCCGAAUAUGCGUCUGAUGAAAGCAUGAGGCCCCAGACAGCGAAGCGAAGCAAACAAUACGAUGCAACUAUGAUACAUGAACUGCCUGCGCCUACUCCUUGAACUGCCCCUUCAGGACAAGCGCCGCGCGCUCUGCCAUGAGGCCAGGUGCUGCGCAGUGCAGUGAGGGGCAAUCUUCGAGUUAAAUUCGCCAGUGAUGUACCGUCUCCGCGCGACCGCGCGCGCCAGGAUGACAGCAGCUGCUGCACUGAGCCUGGCGGGGCUCUCGAAUUCUGGGUGCUUUGCGGUGGCAGGCGAGUGGGGCAACGCUCCAACAAGCCGGAGGACCAAUCCAUGAGCUUCCAGAAGGGCGCAGGUUUUUUGCAGUGGCAGGCGAGCGGGGCGAUGCCCCGGCAAGCCGAAGGACCAACCGAUACCUACACAACAAAAAACAUCGGUCAAAAACUGGAGCCCGUCCCAAGACAGACCAUCGCGCGCUCGGUCGCGCAGCCACGCGGCUCUCCUUGGGAGCCACGGCCGUGCCGGGCUGCGAGGUGAAGCACGUGCGCACGGACGGCACAUACAACGCACACGGCAAGCUCGUUCCUCGUGCCGCGGAUAGGGAUGAGGCCGACGACGGCAACUGCUGGCGAGAGGGGCCCAGUGGCAGACGGAAGCCCUAGGCGGGCCAGGGCCCGAGCCGCUGGCCCUGCCGCGGCAGCGAAGGCUGGGGGAGAGGCCCCGACCGCCUCGGCCAGCGCCGGAGACAGGCGGCGCCGAGGCAGCGCCGUCAGCUGGGCAGGCCCCGGACCAGCUCCUCGAGCGCCUGCCGGCCCCGCUCGCCUGGGGUCGCCGAUCCUGGAACGCCCGCUCCGGGCCCCCCGCGCCGUGGACCUCCUGCGCCUCGCCCGGCUGCCCCCGCACGCUCCGCGGCACGCUCCGCGGCUCGGCGCGCCCCGCCGCGCCCUCCGCGCCGUCGGCCUCGCCCCCCUCGAGCAGGUACACGGCAGCGAUAUGUCGCCCGCGACGUCUCCCUCCUCCUGCUUCGCGGCCCGGCGCAAGGACGGGUUCCUGGAGUCCUCGAACCAUUCCCGCCUCAGCUGCGCCAGGCUCGCGCCGCGCCGCCACGCCGCGGGCGGCCCUGCGGCCACGGACGCGCCCGCCGCCAGCAGGCCGGCGAGCAGCAAGGCCACCAAGGCCGCGAGCGGCGGCCACCGGCUCGGGGGGCGGGCCGCCGGGCUCCCUCCUUGGGAGGGGGGAGGGGACCAUGGCCAAAACUCCGAGCAGGGGAUCGACGGCAGUACCGAGCAGCCCCCAAGUCUGCUUUUCUGCGUCGGUUCUACGAGCAGCAUGGAGAGUGAACUAGUUUUCGUAGGUCUACGAACACUCUACUCGAUAUCAAAACCGAAGACUCCCUGAGACCCGCGCGUUGCAUUCUUUUCACACUGGGCGCUUUCGCCGGGUGUCGGGCCCUGGGACCAUCACAGGUCGAUUCGGCCCGCGAUGUUGCACUUUGUCCGCAACGUCGGAUCUCGAGGCUGUGCGCGGAAGCGUCGGUGCCGAUCUUGGUCAGUGACCAUCGUGUCCCCGCCGAUUCGUCGGCGACGGCUGGCAUGGACCGACCAAGGUCGGCGUCGAAAAAGAUCCCGCGACAUCUUGGUCAUGGUCAGCGUGUUUCUUCCCUCGAUUCCUGGCGUCUGGGCGUCGGAGAGGAGGACGCCGGCCUCGUUCCCAAAUCUCCGACGAUAUGAUCUUGUCGAUCCGGGCGCUUUUUCCCCGAUUCUGGCCCCCCGGGCCGUCGAAAACAGUUCCGGGGCGACAACCAAGCCCCAGGGAGGGGGGGCAGGAGCUCGGACCAGGAGUUGAAAAAUCACAUCGACGGAUGUCUGGGUCUUUCCAGGUUGCAACUGAUGAAAGGCCCUUGCGGCAAUGUUUUUUUGAAGGCUGCCACAAGCCGACAACGGGCUGGAAUGAAACGGAGUAGGCCCAAGACUGAGCCGGGUUCUCAGCGUGGGAUCGAACCGUAUCAGGCAGAAUGAAGCCGCAUUGCUUAAGCGGCACUAGGCCAGGUCAGGACGAACCUGAUGAAGAAAGAACAACACACACACACACCCAUACCCAUAGGUGGGUCCGAAGGAGGAGAACUGGCUGUGGGUACGUAUGGGUGCGGGUUGUCGAACCCCUGGGGAGGCUCCCGUUCGAGCGGGGACCGCCAUCUGACAACACGCAUCCAUAGCCUCCUCCGUCCCCCCUACGGGUAUGGGUGUGUAUUUGUCGUCACCUGAACUACGGAUAUCGCAGCGCUGAUGCCGAAUCGUGGGUCUUUCGAUCGAUGCCGCAGGCACGCGAUGUCUCGUUUUUUUCCAUGCGAGGUCCCAGGAAGUGCUGACCCCUCCC
This is a messenger RNA of Prorocentrum cordatum, 2473 nucleotides long. The record is from the annotation of a GenBank genome assembly. Lineage: Eukaryota; Dinophyceae; Prorocentrales; Prorocentraceae.